CAUGGCAGAAGCGAAAGCUACGUCGCAUCAGGGGUGAGCAGUACUAUAAAUAUCUGCUUGGUCAUUUGGGGAGAGGGGGUCAGGAUAAGAAUUAGGAAGCGGAGGAGAGGGCAAUAAUGAAGGGUAAGGAGUGGGACCCAAAUGUGGCAGGGCGUGGGAUAGGGAUGAACAUGACAUUGUCGGUUGUUUUGUACAGCUAAAGACCCCUUAAUCUCAUUAGAUUCUCUCUCUCUUUCUAGGUCCUAAAGAUUGAUUCUUAUCUUCCCGGCUUCACCACAAGCAACCAAGCUGUCUCUUGUUGGGAACACAGAAGCAACGCAAAUUCCUUAACCUAAAACUCAAACUCAAACCCCAAAUCUAUCUCCUUUUCUUUCACGUUUCUUUUUCUCUUUCUAAUUACAGAUGUUUACGCAACUUUGAUGUUGUGGUUAAGGCGUAAAAGCUGGUGGCCUGCUGUUUGCACAUCUCUUUCUCUCUUUUUUCUAGUUCUUUGACGGAUUGUGUAACGGUUGAAAUUAGCGGCAUGGGUCGGUGGAUUUUGGCAGCAUAAUGCUCGAUAUAGGGAGGAGGAUAAGGGGAAACAACAAGAUAUCUAUCUUUAUAAGCUACUUGCAUCAUCUGUUUUGAAACGUUUCAACUUUUUAAGCUACACACAAAAAAGAUCCAUGAUUAGUGUGAGCUUCGUUUAGCUUGGAUAAAAGGUUUUGCUUCUUAAAUUAUGGAAGUAACAGGUGAAGAAAAUGAUAAUAAAACGCCAGGCUCUGCAGGCUUUGGUCAGAACUCGCCUGGAGUAGAGAGAAGAAGAGAUGGGAAUCUUAAUGGUACUGAUUUUCUCACUUGCACUCAAACCCUAGAUCAUGUUCAUCGUCCGCAGAGACAACAGUCACUCGGCCAAGGAAGAUCUCCACGCCUGGAUCGAGUCACUGCCAGUUGUGCAGCUGUUGCACCCAUUUCGGUUAGUUCGAACACUAAGCCAUCCAGUGUCAUCAGAUAUCGAGAGUGUCUCAAGAACCACGCAGCCAGCAUCGGUGGAAACGUUUACGAUGGCUGCGGUGAGUUCAUGCCUAGUGGAGAAGAAGGAAGUCUCGAGGCCUUGAAAUGUGCUGCCUGUGACUGUCACCGCAACUUUCACCGCAAAGAGGUUGAUGGAGAGAUCCAAUUCGGGGCUAAUUCAAGUAGAAGAAGCUUGAUGCUUAACCCUCUUCAGUUGCCUCCACCGUUACCAUCACCAACCAUGCUUCACCACCAUCAAAGGUACUCAGUUCAUACAAGUCCUUCAAGUGCAAUGGUUGCACCAGUGAAUGUGGCGUUUGGCAGCGGAGGUGGCUGUGGAACCGAGUCUUCAAGCGAGGAUCUUAAUGUGUUCCAGUCCAACGCUGAGGGAAUGCCACCACCACCCACUUAUGUUUUGUCUAAGAAGAGGUUAAGAACAAAAUUUACGCAGGAACAGAAGGAUAAGAUGUUGGAGUUAGCGGAGAAAUUGGGAUGGAGGAUCAAUAAACAAGAUGAGGAGGAAGUGGAGAAGUUUUGUGCUGAGUCUGGGGUUAAAAGGCAGGUUUUCAAGGUUUGGAUGCAUAACAACAAGAAUGUGAGGAAGCAGCCGCAGGAGUAAGAGCUCUUCAUGGUUGCGAAAUGUGAGAUAUGCAUAGAAGAGGCAGCCUGGAUUAAUCAGAGACGACAUUAUAGAGUGUGGAGGGAGCUGGCCUUGAUCUUGAAUAUUUGUAUAAUUCUUCAUUGUAAGCCUUGGUUUUCUCUUGGCAUUGAGCACUGUUCCAAACAGAAAAAUCUUGUAUUAAUUGUUUCUCUUUAAUUUAUGGUAGUUUCUUUCUCACCAUUUCUCUGCCCCAUUAUUU
Messenger RNA from Durio zibethinus, 1853 nucleotides. The record is from RefSeq and is a predicted model, not a curated record. Lineage: Eukaryota; Viridiplantae; Streptophyta; Magnoliopsida; Malvales; Malvaceae.